AGUUAACAAUUGGCAUGUUCAUAAAGCGUGUUGCCCAAAUAAACCCACAAUUAAAAUCCAAAUCAUCCAACGUUCUAAAACUACGUCGUCGCCGUCCCCAUGACUUCGCGAGAAGAAAAAUCUUACGUGUAACGCCACGACAUCAUUUGUCGCCAUGCCCCUAAUAUUAUUGGAGGGAUUAAUUCUUCCCAGUGGCGACACCAUGUCGCCCCACAAAAUUUACAAUUUUUAAUUCCCCACCCCCCUCAUGAUGUCCUUCUCCUCUUCAAAAAUUCUGAAAGUUUCUACCAAAAUGCAUCCUCGUACCGGCCCUCCCCUCGCAAAAAGUACAGAUAAAGAUACUCGUGUGCUUGUCUUUUGACGACGUGACGUCACUUUUGGCCCCUCUGGUGGUGGACGAUGGUGGUGGUGGUUCUGAAGGUAGGUGGGAUAUUGCAUCAGCCUUCAUAAAAUCAGCCUUAUUCACUCUCUCAAAGCACAACAGAAUACACACAAAACAGAAAAUAUUCCUCAAAUUGUUUGAAAUUUCCUAAAAAACUUCGAAUCUAACACAAUUAUUUUGUCAAAAACCUAUAAAAUGUUGAAAGUGUUUUCACUAACGUGGAUAAAUCGAUAAAAAGAAUCGGUCUCUGAAGGAGAAGAAAGUGAAAAGCAGUAAAAUUAAUCAAGUUUUAACGUGUCGAAUUAUGCAUCUGCUGAUUUCUCAUCUUUUCAUAGGAUCAGUAUUAGAGAACAAUAACAAUAAUAAUUAUAAUGUCCCAAGUUGUCCCUUGUAUGCCCCCACCCAGUUUUUUUAUGAGAGAAAAGAACGACAAAUAUUUCCUAAAAUGGUGGGAUCUCAAGUUAUCAAAGGAGGUGAUUAUCAUCACGAUAUAUGUUACAGCAGUGGUAGGAGCAGCACUUUGUUAGAAUUAGAAGAAGAAGAAUCUACGUCGCCUGCCCCCUCUCCGAUAAUGAUGGCGACAGACUGUGAUGUUCACCAGCGGCUAUUCGCCGCCGUUAGUAAUAAGGAGGACCUUUGUGAUGGUGUAGUAGUAGGAGAUAACCCUGUUAAAGAGGAAAGCGUCGUCGUCGCUAAUAAUAGUUCACCUUCUUUGUGUAAAUAUAAAUCUCGUAAACGAACAAUGUCCUCUUCUUCCAAGACGUCACUUUCCGACGGGGAAGAUGACGACGUGGUCUCCAACCCUGGACCGGACUCGGACUGGGAGGAUAUCGAAGAAGAUAGUGAUGAUGAUAGUACAACUGAAGACGAGGAAGACGCCGUGGAUGGGUGUUGUCGACCUGGCGCAAUGGCGGAUGAUGACGACGAGGACGAUGAUUGUAUCAUGUUUCGUGACGAUGCUGAGCCGUUUUCCUUUACCUGUCUCCAAUCUACGACAACUUGUACGACGUUGUCGCCAAAACAGCCUUCUAGUCUGACAAAAUUGAAGGGGUUGAAAAUCAGAGCGUUUGGGAUUGGAUUUCUCUGUAAUGGAGUCGGUGGAGUUGGUGGAGGACACUGCUGGAUGACAACGAAAUUGGCCGAGGGGUGCAACAAGCUAAGCAACAAUAAAAAACCUACUUCCGUACCUGAAACUCUUCUCGAAGAAGAAAACAUUGACCACGACGCCGUUUUUUCAGAAAGGAUGCGGAAGGUUCAGUUCAAAGAUGAGGCAGACUUGGUACAAAUCAUAGAAUUUGAAGAUGACCCCCAAGCCCGAGAGGAUCGUUCCUACUGGAAGUUCUUCUUCAUAAAUCAGGCCCGUUUUAAGGAUAGAAUUUGCCAAACGGAAGAAGCUCUCGGAAAUAUUUUUAGUCUGGCACACCGAGACAAGGUUUACACGGAGCGGAUCCUACCAUUUCAACAAAACCAUGAAAUAGGAGGAGAAAUUCAAAAUAGGUCGGGUGGAGAACUAAUUAAAUUAUCUCGACAUUCCUGUAUAGAAGAUUCAACGACUAAAUGAAUUGUAAUUAAAUUAGCGCGAUAAUUAAUUAUACAAGUCGAUUGAAUGCUAAGCACAAUUCCCUUUUGUUUGUAUGAUAAUAAUAAUAGCGCGUAAUAAAUAUUUUAUAUUAAUUUUAUAAU
Messenger RNA from Folsomia candida, 2065 nucleotides. RefSeq lists its product as uncharacterized. Lineage: Eukaryota; Metazoa; Arthropoda; Collembola; Entomobryomorpha; Isotomidae. The coding region runs from base 687 to 1943 and encodes 418 amino acids. The record is from RefSeq and is a predicted model, not a curated record. The transcript has 3 exons.